AUGUCGUUUCAAGCAAGUAGAUCGUCAUGGCCAAAGGGUGUUGAAGAAGCGGUAAAGGCUGCCACGGUUACUGAGAUUGUCAAGCAGAUUACGCAGACUAAAGAGUGGACUGCUGAAAUGGUGAUGGAGAUCUUUUGCAGACAGGCAUUAGAUGCUCAAGAGGAAUGCAAUGCCUUAACUCAACAUUGGAUGGACCGAGCAAUACGACAAGCUCGUGCACUCGAUGCAGACUUUGAAAGAACUGGAACACCUAAAGGAGCGCUACAUGGAGUUCCGUUUUCAGUCAAGGAGCAAAUCGAUGUUGAAGGAACAGUAGAUGCUACCUUGGGGUUCUCACGCUUCUUGGGCGAACCAGCAUCACGAAGUGCUCUGGUAGUGAGAAUACUGGAAUCAGCUGGUGCCAUUCCAUUCUGCAAGACCAAUUUGCCACAGGGCAAUAUGGCAUUUGAGACUUCGAAUCCUGUUUAUGGUACUACUUUGCAUCCUAUGAAUCCAAGUUUGAGUCCCGGUGGUUCGUCAGGUGGUGAAGCUGCCUUGAUCGCAUCAUGUGGAUCGCCAUUAGGCCUUGGAACAGAUAUUGAAGGUGGUCUUCGUGUUCCAGCUUCAUUUUGUGGUUUAUACGCCCUCAAACCAUCAUCAAACCGUAUCCCACUACAAGGAGUGCGAAACAACUUGGGUGGUCCAGACGCGCUACGUCUAUGUUUGGGCCCCAUAGGUACAUCUGUACAAGACUUGGCACGAGUGUUGGAAGCAAUAAUAGAUGCUCGACCAUGGAAUGAUGAUUCAAAGACACUGCCAAUCCCAUGGGGUUUGGAAAGUGAAAAGGAGCCUAAUCCUCCUCGAUUUGGGUACUAUACAGAUGACGGCUUAAUAAGAGCAACCCCAGCAUGCACACGAGCUGUAUCAACCGCCGUACUAGCACUAGAAGCAGCAGGAUAUGAGUGUGUUCCCUUCGCACCACCAGACGUCCCAGAAGCCAUAUCCAACUUUUACGCUCUCCUAUCAGCCGAUGGACUAUCCACCGCCGUUGGUCCCAAAGGCCGAGAUCCAAUAGAUCCAGCCCUAGCACCUUUUAUACGUCUCGCAGGCACCCCGAACUGGCUUAAAGGUGUCCACUCUCGUCUACUUCGCUUUAGUGGAGAUGAAGCACUAGCAGGAGUGAUGUCAGCCAUCCAGAAGCGGGACGUAGCAGGACUCUGGAGUCUGCAACGAGCACAACAGGAAUACCAAGCUAAAUUCCACGCCAUGAAAACCGCAGCCAAGAUCGAUGCCAUUAUAGCACCUGUUCAUGCCUUGCCCGUCGUAACGCAUGACUGCUUUGCCGAUAUCCCAUUUGCAGGUAGCUUCUCGGUACUAUACAACUUUUUGGACUAUUCCGCUGGUGUCAUUCCAGUGACUACCGUCGACCCCACCAACGAUACCUUGUCUGAACGCACAUCUAUGAUGCGAUCCAGCCGUGGUAAAUGGACGAAACUCGAACGGGCUGUAUUUAGACAUUAUGAUCCACACUUGUUUGCUGAUGUGCCUGUCGGUGUGCAAGUCGUCACUGGACGCUUGCAGGAAGAACGCUGCUUGAAUAUGAUGGCAUUGGUGGAUAAUGCUCUAGCUCAAUCACGUGGUAAAACUCCAGCUGUGGCUCAGGCGGAAGCUAAUGCUGCGAGAAGUCGUCGAUAUAGUAUAAACAGCGCCAAAUCGGAUUCUACGAGGGUAUCAAGCUCUGCUGGAAGUAGUAACAGGCACUCCAUGACUCGACAGGGUAGUAGCAAUAGCUUAAAGACUGUAGGAAGGAGGGUUAGUUUUGCUGAUGAUCUGGAUCAACGAUUUAAGGAUGAAGGUCGAGAAACAUAA
Molecule: messenger RNA, 1848 nt
Organism: Synchytrium microbalum
Lineage: Eukaryota; Fungi; Chytridiomycota; Chytridiomycetes; Synchytriales; Synchytriaceae
Product: glutaminyl-tRNA synthase (glutamine-hydrolysing)
Exons: 7
Coding region: 1-1848 (615 amino acids)
Biological process (GO): fatty acid catabolic process
Molecular function (GO): fatty acid amide hydrolase activity; amidase activity
Source: RefSeq, a predicted model, not a curated record